GCUGUUUUUUGUUGAUACUUUUGAGGAAAACAUUUUCCGCCGUAAAUUGCAUUUUAUUUCGAUUUUCAAGCACAAAAAGUAAUCAAUACCUGCAAAAUGGGAACCUGGGUGCUGGAGGUGGCCAAGAUGGGCAUGUACAUGGCCUUCCCCGUGACGCUGUUCCACCUGUUCAACCAGCCGGAAUAUUUCGAGGAGUGGGUGACCAAGAAGAAGCGGGAGCUCUAUCCGCCGGAGAGCAAGAGCCACCACGAGGAGCUGCAGCGGGCGAUACGGGAGCACCAUGCCCAGCACGACGCCAAAAUGAUGCGGGCCAUGGAGGAGGCGGAGGGCAAGAAGAAGUAG
Molecule: messenger RNA, 342 nt
Organism: Drosophila takahashii
Lineage: Eukaryota; Metazoa; Arthropoda; Insecta; Diptera; Drosophilidae
Product: protein PET100 homolog, mitochondrial
Biological process (GO): mitochondrial respiratory chain complex IV assembly
Cellular component (GO): mitochondrion; mitochondrial inner membrane
Source: RefSeq, a predicted model, not a curated record